GAGCAAGAGGCGCUUCUGGCGGCGGCAGCCCGGGCCGCACCGGGCAGGGAGGUGCAUAUAUAUACAUGUCCAUUGUUUGCUGAAAGAUGUCCAAUCUUUCCAAUUAUGCCUUGAUAAUGGCUCGCCUGAGUGCCCGGAUAUUUGGAGAAGUUGUGUCGCCCACAAGCAGCAAGUCCAUGCGAGUAGUGAAGCUAUUCAGUGAGCUGCCCGUUGGCAAAAAGAAAGUAGUCUAUGAUUGGUAUCCUCCUCACCACACCUUUUCUGGGCUCAUGAGGCAACUCCGUUAUCUCGGUCUCUACAGAGAUGAACAUGCAGACUUUAAAGAUGAGAUGAAACGACUGAAAAAGCUCCGUGGGAAAGGAAAGCCCGCAAAAGGACAAGGAAAGAGGUCUACCAAGAAGAAAUAGUGUCACCCUGGCAAUGCACCAGAGGACUUGUGGAUAUUAGAGAUGGGAGACCAACUACCC
Molecule: messenger RNA, 467 nt
Organism: Gavialis gangeticus (Gharial)
Lineage: Eukaryota; Metazoa; Chordata; Crocodylia; Gavialidae
Gene: MRPS33
Product: mitochondrial ribosomal protein S33
Exons: 3
Coding region: 87-407 (106 amino acids)
Cellular component (GO): mitochondrion
Source: RefSeq, a predicted model, not a curated record